Molecule: messenger RNA, 1829 nt
Organism: Asparagus officinalis (garden asparagus)
Lineage: Eukaryota; Viridiplantae; Streptophyta; Magnoliopsida; Asparagales; Asparagaceae
Exons: 17
Coding region: 1-1557 (518 amino acids)
Source: RefSeq, a predicted model, not a curated record
AUGGAGUUCUCAAGCAGGAACUUGCUAAAGGAAUUCAAGUUUGAGACGAAAGACAUCUUCCGAACUGGCCUACGUUCUGCUCGAAGAAGCAGCAAUGGCUACCUCCAACCUACGGAUUCUCCUUCGCUUUGGAACCGGGGGGACACCCGUGGUCCCGACGAAAACAACGCCGCCGGCGCCGACUCUUUCCUACAAAAAGAGGGUCAGUUCUCGCACCCCCGGCGUGGGCUAUCAGCGACGAAACCCCAGCAAACAAGUGAACAACUAUUAGUCAUUGUGGGUGCUGGUGCUGCGGGAGUAUAUGCUUCAAUAAGAGCAAAAGAAAUAGCUCCUCAUCUAAAUGUUCUGAUCAUUGAGAAGGGAAAGCCGUUAUCAAAGGUUAAAAUAUCUGGUGGGGGUAGGUGCAAUGUAACAAAUGGGCAUUUUCUUGAGAAAAUAAGGUUAGCAGAAAAUUAUCCGAGGGGUAGUAGAGAACUACGUGGAUCUUUCUUCAAUAUUCAUGGUCCGCAGGACACAAUGCAUUGGUUCUCUGAUCAUGGAGUUGAUCUUAAGACAGAAGAAGACGGAAGAGUUUUUCCUGUAAGCAAUAACUCAGCUUCUAUAGUAGAUUGCCUACUUAAUGAAGCAAACAAGAGAGGAGUGACAUUGCAGACUGGAAAAGUUGUUACAGAUGCUUCUGUCAGUGAUAAUGGGAAGUUUCUUUUGAAGGUUGAGAAACGUACAGUUGACUUGGUGGAGUAUACGGAGGCUGAUUAUUUAUUAGUUGCUUCUGGGAGUAACAAACAGGGUUAUGCAAUUGCUGUUCAUCUUGGGCAUUCUAUUGUAGACCCAGUCCCCAGCUUAUUCACUUUCAAAAUUGAUGAUACACGACUGACAAGUUUGUCUGGGGUUUCAUUUCCCAAAGUCAAAGCCAGACUGAAAUUGGACAAUGUUCACAGGAAUACCCCAGAGCUUACUCAGGUUGGGCCUAUGUUAAUUACUCAUUGGGGUCUUAGCGGUCCAGUGAUUCUUCGGUUAUCUGCUUGGGGAGCGCGUGAUUUAUUUAUUUCUAAUUAUAAAGGUAUGCUUUUUGUAGACUUUGCUCCUGAUAUUCAUAUAGAAGAAGUGAAACACAUUCUUUUUCAACAUAAGGAUGAUUUUGGGAAGCAGAAAGUAAACAAUUCAUUCCCGGUAGAGUUUGGAUUGGUGAAAAGAUUUUGGAGAUUUCUACUGGAGCAUGAGAGUUUAGAUGGGGAUAUGUUAUGGGCUUCUGUACCCAAUAAGCAUUUAAGUGCCAUAGCUCAGCAGGUGAAGCAAUGCCCAUUUAAAGUCAUAGGAAAGGGACAAUUCAAAGAUGAAUUUGUCACUGCUGGAGGUGUUCCACUCACAGAGAUCUCACUAAAUACAAUGGAGAGUAGGGUAAGGCCAAACCUGUUCUUUGCUGGAGAGGUACUAAAUAUUGAUGGAAUUACUGGUGGAUUCAACUUUCAGAACGCGUGGACUGGUGGACACAUUGCAGGGACAACUAUUGGUGAAUUUGCAUCAAAUUAUUGCCAAAAACUACAAGCUGGAGGAUGAUAGAGUUGAAGUCGGAAGUCAUCCAAUCAUAUUGACAUAGAAUGAUGCUAGUGGAAGAAAAUGAACUAGGAAAUAUGAUUGGAUGACUUCCUAGUUCAUUUUACUAUAUUUGUUACUCAUAUUACUAUAUGAGUAACAAUUUCCUAGUUCAUUUUCUUCCACUAGCAUCUCAUGGAUAUUUGUUACUCGUAUUACUAUAUUUACUGCUGCAACUAGUCUGAAAAUUGUUGUCCUGUCCAGCAUAAAAAUUUGCAAUGCAUUUUUUUCCUUUU